This is a messenger RNA of Suillus subalutaceus, 1344 nucleotides long. Its product is annotated as Trimethyllysine dioxygenase. The record is from RefSeq and is a predicted model, not a curated record. NCBI's taxonomy places the organism in Eukaryota, Fungi, Basidiomycota, Agaricomycetes, Boletales, Suillaceae. Gene Ontology annotation, molecular function: trimethyllysine dioxygenase activity; iron ion binding. Gene Ontology annotation, biological process: carnitine biosynthetic process. The transcript has 10 exons. Gene Ontology annotation, cellular component: mitochondrion. Bases 1 to 1344 code for a protein of 447 amino acids.
AUGGUUGAUGAUCAGAUUUCUAGUACACUCGGGUCGCGCUGGACACUGAGUAGAAGUCGCUCCAUUUCCUCCGCGGCGACUAGAGAAGUUGUUUCUUCGGAGCAGUUGGGCGUCACAGAGCCUAGAGUUCAUAAUGAUAUCCCUGUUGCUAACGCUGAUGAGCGCAAAGUAUCCAUUCUUUGGGGCCCACAGCGUUGGUCUAGAUUUCACCACAUCUGGUUGCGCGACCACUGCAGAUGCCCAGACUGUUUUCACCCGAUAACAAAGCAGCGACUGCUCAACACGUUCGAGAUUCCAGCUGAUAUCAAACCUAUACAUGUACAAGGCUCUACAGAUGGCCUCGAAGUUAUCUGGCCCGGAACUAGCACGGAAUCUCACUCAUCGGUAUACCCAUGGACAUGGCUACAAGCCAAUUCAUACGAUCCAGCUCUUCAAACAACGCCAAAUCGGAAAGUCCUUUGGGGAUCAAAGAUCGAGAAAUCCCCACCCUCUGUGACUUAUACCGAGGUCAUGGACGAUAAGGGACUGCAUAAGUGGCUGACAAACGUUGAAACGUUUGGCUUUUGCUUCGUCUCAGGGGUCCCCGCAACACCUGAGGCCACAGAGGAACUCUGCGAACGUAUCGGUUUUAUCAGAGAAACCCAGUAUGGGAAGUUUUGGGAGUUUACUGCUGAUCUUUCAAAAGGAGACACCGCAUACACCACAAUGGCACUGGGAGCGCACACAGAUAACACCUAUUUCACUGACCCUUGCGGUCUUCAACUUUUCCAUCUCCUAUCACAUACCGAAGGCUCUGGAGGAGCAACACUUCUCGUAGAUGGUUUCUAUGUCGCUGCCCUUAUGAAAGAGCUACAUCCGAAGUUCCAUGAUCUUCUUUCCCGUGUGCCUAUUCCAGCUCAUGCAGCAGGAGAACCGUCAGCACUGUACACUCCGAGUCCCCCUGCAAUGUACCCCCCGUUGCGAUAUCACCCGAGCACCAAAGAACUUGUGCAGGUACGGUGGAACAACGACGAUAGAAGCGCGAUGAACCACUUGCCACCAGACAAAGUGGAGGAAUGGUAUCAAGCAAUCAAGAUUUGGAAUGAACUCUUAACGAAACCUGAUUCAGAGUAUUGGAUCCAACUCACUCCCGGCACUGUAUUAACGAUUGACAACCAUCGCGUGCUUCAUGGCCGAUCCGCAUUUGAUGGUAAGCGCCGCGUGUGUGGUGCCUACAUCGGCGUAGACGAAUACCGUUCGAAGCUAGCUGUCCUUAAGGAGAAAUUCGAUGGCGCCGAUACCAACGGCCAGAACAAGGCGGGGAAACCUGUGGAUAGCAGAAGCAUUUGGAACUCCAAUCUAUGA